Molecule: messenger RNA, 820 nt
Organism: Ananas comosus (pineapple)
Lineage: Eukaryota; Viridiplantae; Streptophyta; Magnoliopsida; Poales; Bromeliaceae
Exons: 1
Coding region: 1-633 (210 amino acids)
Source: RefSeq, a predicted model, not a curated record
AUGGCCACCAUGAGCAGCAGCAGCAGCAGCAGCAGCAGCAGCAGCAGGCCGCACGUCCUCCUCCUGUUUUUCUUUCUCCUGCAUCUUGCUGCCGUCGGUGCUGACGAACAUUUCGACAACCUUCUACUCGGCGCUGCCCAACGGCUGCCGCCGCCGCCGCCGGACAGCUUCUUACUAGUCCUCAUGAGCCACAUGCCGCAGGAUGUGAGCCUCAGCUGCAAGACCUGGACGCCGGGCAGCAGCGACGACUACUUCCAGAGCUUCUCCCUCCAGACUAACGAGGCCCGCCGCAAGUACUUCCGCCUGUCUGACAAGGCUCUCUCUCACGGCUACGCCGUCAGCUGCUACUACGCUUACCGAGGAAACUUCGCAGCCGACGUCGUGAUCUUCAACUCGCUGCGGCCGGACGCCGACCAGUGCAGGGUAAAGAACGACGGCUGCCGGAUCCUGAUCGAUGCGGACUCGGUGAUGUACAACAUCACGCGGAGCGGCGGGAAGCAGGUGGUCGGCGACUUGCCGGCAAAGCAGUGCAAGUGGUUCCUCUUCUUUGCCUAUGACUGCCGGCAGAAGCCUCACAGCCACCCCUUCGUCGGUCGCGUCAUCAGCCGCUGGCAAUGGUGGACGAGUAGUUAACCAACUAGAAUUUCGCGAUGCCCGCGCAUGUGUACGUUCACGUAAAAUCACAGCAUCUGCGCGAUUUAAGAGACUGCCGAAAGAUCCACACAGAUAAAAAUGAAUAGUAUGUAUCUACACAGUACAUGUAUGAUUGAGAAGGCACAACAUUUUUUAAAUUAAUUAAUUGAUUAAUUAAUUACUUGCA